Molecule: messenger RNA, 958 nt
Organism: Sitophilus oryzae (rice weevil)
Lineage: Eukaryota; Metazoa; Arthropoda; Insecta; Coleoptera; Curculionidae
Exons: 4
Coding region: 75-758 (227 amino acids)
Source: RefSeq, a predicted model, not a curated record
UAAUCGCUCAUUAAAAAUGGUAUUAGUUAUUUCAAAUAAUGGUAAGCUGAAUAUAUUUUAUUUUUCUGAUCAAAAUGAAUAUCAAUGUGAUAGGAUUAAUGAUUUUAGUGUUUAAUCAGAACUGUGAAUUGGUAUAUACUGACUCAGUGUUACCCACUCACGCUCAGCAAGUGAAUUUACUCACAAGCGUAGAAGAACUGUUUGAACAAGUCAAGUAUGCCUCAAAAACUGAACAAGAAACAAUGAAUGAUUCGAUCAAAUCAGACAUUCAAAUGACAUUAAAAUGGAGUCAGUUCCUCAUUGGUAGUCUUAGAGAUCUCUAUCUGUUAAAAUUGACAUCGAACAGUAAUUCAGUAUGUUCAAUAGACGAAAAAGAAUCUAUGGUGCAGAUUUCCCAAAAUGCAGCAAAAAACCUAGAUAAUUGCACCAAUCAAGAACUGGGAACGAUAAAUUCGAAUUCGGAUCUUUUAUCGAACAUUACUGAUUCAGCUGUAGAAAAUGCUGAAGGAUUUUUGGACAAACUGAAAAGCUGCAGCAGUAAAAAAGGAUUUACCGUUAUAGCUUGUUACAAGAAGAUAAUAGACAACGAUGUGACACCUGUCAAAUUGAUUCUGUCUCAAUCGAUAGAGGAUCAUAAAGAAAGCUAUAUCAGAGCAUUCCAGAUUAAAUCUUUGGUAAAUAAUUGUGUGGAUUUUGUGUUGGAUGAUGCUAGGAGGAACUUAGAGGUUGCUUAUGACAGAGGAAUGUAUUGCAACUGAAAUAAGUUAUUUUGGAGAUUUUUAAGAUAUUAAAUUACAGCAGAUGCCAAAGCGAAUGGCGACAUGUUACAUAAGGAUAGAGAUUAUUUUUUAAUGUCUUAUUUAGCUGUCACCUUUUUAUUUUUUGUACCCUUAUCUUAUUUACACCCUGUAUAAUUUUAUUUUCCGAAAAAAGGAUUCAAAUUACUUUUUUGCACAAU